UCCACUCUUUGAUGUCGUCUUACUCCUUCGUUGUCACUCCUAUCCGUCGUAUAUGUCUUUAAUUGUCAUUCAUUUACUCCCUCUUCGUUUCUCCCUCUCCGUACAUGGCUUUUUGGACUACAGUGAUGGAUUCUUCGAGAAUUCGAGACGCAUCCUCCGUCGGCCGCCGACUGGUGCCAGUUAUGGUUGACCAAAUUGCCAAAGAGGACCCCAGACGAAAGAUCUUCUCUUUUCCCAAAUCCGAGGAUCUCAAGGAUGGCUUUCAGGAUUUAGACUUUUCAACAUUUGCGAACGCUGUUAACAAGACUGCAUUCUUUAUUCAACGAGAGAUCGGUCGAAGCUCGAUGUUCGAGACUGUAUUAUAUAUGGGCGACCCUGAUGUUCGCCAUUUUAUUGCACUGGUUGCGUUAAUGAAAACAGGACACAAGGUUCUAUUUAGUUCACACCAUAAUAGCAUUGCUGGUCAUGUCGACUUGAUCAGACGGACCGACUGCGCGAUUCUCCUACACACCGCAGGAUUUUCUAUCUCUCAUAUUGCAGAGAAAUGCCGGAUGGAAACCAUCUGCAUGCCGGAACUGGACUAUCUGCUGGACGAUAGCCAGUCAUGCGAACACUAUCCUUAUAAUUUCACGUUCGAGGAGGCCAAAAAUCACCCCUGUGUGGUGGUGCAUACGUCCGGCUCGACCGGCAUGCCCAAACCUGUGGUAUGGACACACCAGGCCCUUGUUCAUUCCGACGUACACCACAAAGUGCCGCAGUUCGAAGGCAGGCCGACAAUCUACGGUGGAGUCUCGGAUCAGGGAUCGAGGACUUUCAGUGCGCUGCCAAUGUCUCACGGUGCAGGCCUUCUAGGGGGAAUGGUUCUUUCAUUAUUCAACAAGACUACGGUCGUAUUGGGGCCUCCAGGACCAGUCACUGCGGAUACGGUCAGCGAUAUUAUAGAGUAUGGUCAUAUCGAUUCGAUGAAAUGCGUCCCAGUAACCCUUGAAGAUGUAGCUCAGAGACCCGAUGUACUAGCGAAGCUUAAGGAUUUGUAUCACAUCAUCUAUGUUGGAGGGCAAUUAUCAAAACGAGCCGGUGACACCAUCACUAACUAUACCCAUCUUUACUGUAGCAUGGCGAGCACCGAGACAACCACGAUAAUACAACACGCAACGGACCCCAACGACUGGAACUACAUGAUGUUCAACCCCGACUACAAUGGCAUCGAGAUGCGACCUUUAGGACACUUGUACGAGCUUGUCUUCGUUAGGAGACCCGAAAUCGAAGAAUUCCAAGGUAUCUUCAAAACCUUCCCCAAGAAGAAAGAAUACUCCAUGUCGGAUCUUUACUCCAAACACCCAACGAAACCGCACCACUGGAAAUAUGAAGGAAGGAAAGAUGGCAUGAUCAUAUUCAAGAAUGGUUGGAAUUUCAACCCGCUAAUCCACGAGCAACUUAUCAUGGCGCACACUGCCGUCGAAAACUGUGUGCUCGUAGGAACGGGGCGCGAUAAGCCGGCCGCCAUCAUUAAACUCAGCAAGGAGUACUAUACCGAGGACAGAGAGGCGUUGGAGGAUUUGUUGGACGACAUCUGGGAGAAUGUGGAGCAGGCGAACGAGUUGGCGGACACAGCUGGGCAGCUUGAGCAGGAAUAUGUGAUAUGGGCCAGGAACGAUAAACCGUUCUUGAUUGCUGGCAAGGGUACUGUGCAGCGGAAAGCUACGAUCGAACUUUAUGAACACGAGGUCGAUGAAUUAUACAGGAUAAGAGGCUAAUCGAGAGGGUUGCAUAUUUUGGCGUUG
Molecule: messenger RNA, 1784 nt
Organism: Aaosphaeria arxii CBS 175.79
Lineage: Eukaryota; Fungi; Ascomycota; Dothideomycetes; Pleosporales
Product: acetyl-CoA synthetase-like protein
Exons: 5
Coding region: 105-1757 (550 amino acids)
Source: RefSeq, a predicted model, not a curated record